This is a messenger RNA of Caenorhabditis bovis, 1242 nucleotides long. Lineage: Eukaryota; Metazoa; Nematoda; Chromadorea; Rhabditida; Rhabditidae. The record is from the annotation of a GenBank genome assembly.
AUGCUGAAAAUUUUCCGACGAUUCGCUCAUAAGCGCGGGCAUGCGCAUCCUUUUGGAAUUGUACUCGACAUUGACGGUGUGCUUUUUCGCGGCAGGACCUUAUUGCCGCGUGUGAAAGAAGCGUUCAAAUUGAUCACCGAUCAUCAUGGCAAUUUUAUAGUGCCAACGGUGUUUCUGACGAAUGGCACGAAUAGCACACAAUCGGAGAAGGCUGGCCAGCUAAGCGAACGACUAGGAUUCAGGAUUGAUCCGGAAUGCAUGAUUUUGGCGCAUAGUCCGUUGAAAAUGUUCACCGAACUUCAUGAGAAGCAGGUAACCGCGUUCGGCAUCGACCCGUUCGAUUUUUGUAGUUGCGGCUUCAAAAAGGUCACGACGAUCGACGAUCUUCGCAGCUGGUUUCCGCAUUUGGACUGCACCGACUUCUCGCGCAAAAUCGUCGAUCCCAAAGAGACGGCUCAUCGACGCGCCAAAUUUCGGCCAAUCGAAGCGAUCAUUUUGCUCGGCGAGCCCAAUCGUUGGGAAACAUCGCUUCAAUUGCUUCUCGAUUGCAUACUAACCAAUGGAUAUAUGGAUUCGUUGGCGGCCCCUCAACGCCCGGACACCCCUUUUGGAAGGGACCAUCUUCCCAUCGUCGCGUGCAAUGUUGAUCUUGUAUGGAUGGCUGAUGUCGCUUCUCAGCUGCCCAGAAUCGGUCAUGGCGUCUUCAUUCAUACGCUGGAAUCGCUUUACGAGAAAAUGACCGGACACCAUUUGCAAUAUAAGGCGGUGCUUGGGAAGCCGACAGAAGUCAGCUAUCUGCACGCGGCUCACAAGAUUCAGCGGCGAGCUCGCGAAAUGAACCUUGACGAUGUCAAAUAUAUGUAUGUUGUCGGCGACAAUCCGAUGUCGGAUGUGCUCGGUUCGCGACUAUUCGAUCGCUACUUGAGACAUGGCGGACGCGGCAGAUUCGAUCAUCUCAAUUUGGAUGUGUUUGAGAAGGACGACGGCGAGUAUCCGAAUGUGCGAACCAGGAAUAUAAUGGAGCGUUGUGUUAGUAUUCUCGUCGAGACCGGCGUUUAUCAAGAGAAUCGAAAAAUAAACGGAGUGGUGAAGCCGAUAUCGGCGCUCAUCGAUAAUUUGUCGCCCGGCGAGCAGAUUAGUCUAAAUCGGCCGGAUUUUGUUGAAUACGACCUUCAUUCUGCAAUUCGAACGAUCCUUCGGCGCGAAUUAUAUCAAAGACCAUUGGAGAAGCUCAAAAAAUGA